Molecule: messenger RNA, 549 nt
Organism: Choloepus didactylus (southern two-toed sloth)
Lineage: Eukaryota; Metazoa; Chordata; Mammalia; Pilosa; Megalonychidae
Product: keratin-associated protein 13-1-like
Exons: 2
Coding region: 1-549 (182 amino acids)
Source: RefSeq, a predicted model, not a curated record
AUGACCCUGUACUGUGCCACACCUAGUGCUGAAUUCACUUCUCCCAUCAACAUGUACACCAAAUGCUGCCCUGGAAACUUCUCCUCCUGCUCUCUUGGGAGCUCCCUGCAGUACCCAGGCUCCUCCUGCAUCUCCUCCUGCCCCAGCAACCUGGUCUACAGCACUGACCUCUGCUCUCCCAGCAUCUGCCCGGUGGGCUCCUCUCUCUACAGGGGCUGUCAGGAGACCUGCUACAAGCCCAGCAGCUGCCAGACAUCCUGCGUGGUGUCCAAGCCCUGCCUGACAUCCUGCUACCGCCUCAGGGCCUCCAAUCUCUGCAGUCCCUGCCAUCUGACUUACUCUAGACCACUGGGCUAUGGAUCAAGAAGCUGGUACUCACUGGGCUGUGGAGUCACUGGUUUCAAAUCACUAGGUUGUGGAAUCCGUGGCUUCCCUUUCCUGGGAUAUCGAUCUGGAUUAUGCUGCCCAUCCUGCUUUCCUUCUGGGAGCUGCCAGUCUUCUUUUUACAGACCAAUCUGUGGGUCAGGCAUCUAUCAUUCAAUUUGCUAA